CACAUAAUCUCUCAACGUAAACAUUUAAUUUGAUCCGACACUCCACGGCCGCCGUUUUUUCCUCCGUUUGUUUACAUUUUCUCACCCAAGCUUUAGUAAUUCCCAUGAAAACAGUCCCCGAGUCCAUGGCGGACCAGACUACAGAGUGGGGCCCUGGGAAAACACCGCAGGGCAGAGCUCGUCUCCCCUCGAGCAGACCACGCGAGAAGCCGCAGCUGUCAUGCAACCUGUGUAGAAGGAGAAAACUGCGAUGUGACCGCCAAAGACCCUGCAGCAGCUGUGUGCAACGAGAGCUCGGGCUGUCGUGCACGUACGCUUCUGACAGAGUCCCAGGCGGCGAUGCGGCACACCAGCCUCGUGUAACCACACAGGAUCGCAUCCGCCACCUCGAGAGUCUUGUUUUCGAUCUGAUGCAGCAGUCGUCAGUCAGCCAGGGCCAGCACGGAGGAGGAACGCCUUGCUCCCCCGUAGGAAGUACCCGUUCCGCCGUGGACACGGCUUUCGCUGCUACACCCUCUGAUGAUUACGGGAGCAUGCAGUCGCGAGGGGCGAACUACGUGGGGAGUUCGCACUGGGCUGCUGUUCUCGACGGGAUUGCCGAGCUCAAAGACCAUUUCGAUAGUGAGGAGGAGGCGGCGCAUCCCGACGUACAAGGUGUCGAGUCGCCUGCCGCGGAGAUUACUGGCCCCCAGCUGUUCUACGGCUGCCCCAAGCCCGCUAGCAAGGACGAGAUACUGGCGUCGAUCUUAACCCUAAGCCGCCCGGUAGUAGACCGAUUGGUCUCACGCUAUUUUAACUCGUUCGAGAUGUCGCCCGCCGUACUCCACAGCGUGGAAUUUCUCAAGGAGUACGAAGACUUCUGGAACGACCCAGCUGCUGUGCCGCCUCUCUGGUUGGGCCUUUUGUUCACAAUCAUGUGCUUGGCAACCCAAUUCGAAAAGUUCCGCCUAGACCCUGGCGUGCAGUCCCCCGCGGCUCUGUCCAUGGAGAGAGAUCUCCAAAAGAUGGCGGAUACGUACAGGCUACGGAUUGGCCAGUGCCUCGUUCUUGGCGACUACACCAAAGGCGGACCAUAUGUGCUGGAGACGCUUAUGCUUUACAUGGCCGCUGAGGUGUUUUCAAGCACAGAUGCGAGGAUCGACAUAUGGAUCCUAAUGGGGAACACGGUUCAGAUUGCCUUACAUAUGGGCUAUCAUCGAGAUCCGAAGCAUUUCAAGGGCAUGUCAUUCUUUGCCACGGAAAUGCGGAGAAGGGUCUGGGCGACUCUGGUCGAGAUGGAUCUUGGUCUUUCUGCUCAGAUGGGGCUACCAAGAAUGAUCAAGCAGUGGCAAACUGAUACACGGGAGCCGUCAAAUCUCCAAGACAAUGACUUUGACAAGACAACCAUUGAAAUGCCUCCGUCGAGGCCAGACACAGAAUUAACCCCCAUUCUCUACCGUCUUGUCAAAGCAAGAUUGACGACAACGGUCGGAUAUAUCUGGGACUUUGCGGCUGAUGUCCGACCGUACACAUACACUGAGGUGGAGAGAAUGGAUAGCAAACUAGAUGAGGCACGCAAGUCGAUCCCAGACUGUCUCAAGUGGCAUUCCUUCGCCCGCUGCAUCACAGACUCUCCGCAGAACAUCAUGCAAAAGGUUGUUCUGGAAACCUUGUUCUACCGCGCAAAGAUCGUUCUCCACCGAAAGUUCAUGUUUGGUCCGCCAGCAAACUCUGCUGACUCCAAACGUAUCGUCUUGGAGUCAGCUCUCAAGCUUCUAGACUACCAGCACAUGCUGCAAGAAGAAACACAACCUUUUUGUCAGCUUUACCAAGAAAGAUGGAGAGUUUCUUCAUUAGUUAACCACGAUUUUCUCCUCGCUACAUCCGUGUUACUGUUUUAUCUGCAGAGCACGAAACGCGAAGGCAUGCAGGUUACUGAGUCAGCGGCGAUGGAUGAAACCAUCCUGGUGUCCCUCAGAAGAUCUUACGACAUCUGGUUACAGUCAAGCAAUUCAUCCAAAGAAGCGAGGAAAGUUGUGAAAGCAUUGGCUGUAGUCCUCGAAGUCAAUAAUACCUCAGAUGCAGAUUCAGGGUUCGACUCGAGCAUCUCGUUCGGCGUUCCUUCGGGAUAUGCCUCUUCCAGCAUCAACGAUUAUCAACCAGAGAUUCAACCAGGUCUCGGCUCACAGUUCCCAAUGCUUCAUGACACGAUGAUGCCGAAUUGGGCCACGUUUGCGGAUGAUUUACUGGCUGCGCCGAUUGCUACCCCGAGUAAUCAGUGGCAAGCAAUGGAUGGUAAGUCAACCUUGAGGGUCCCACAUACUUGAAGGGUUUAAUGAUUAGAUCCGUAGAGACGGUGGAUGCAAUGGGGUCUCUGACAUGGCCGUGGAACUUGCAAUGACAUGCAUUUGGUGAGAGAGUGGAUAACAUGACAUUGGCAAGGAGUAGUUGGCUUGGAAAUAGGCAUUUCCGUGGCUUUACCGUGAUACUCCGCAGGUUGAUGAGAUGCUUGCAUCCCUUGUGAGACCAAUCAGUGCGACCCAAGAGUUAGAGUGGCAGCUUAGAGGCGCGUGGUUCGUCGUAUACGAAAAUUAAUGGCGACUUCGACCCCUGCAACCUGACUCUUCUGGCUGAACUCGUUAAUGCGGGCCGUCCCGACACGGCCGAUGACGAAAAAGGUCAUGACCUGUCAGCGGAAAAGCAUCCUGCCACCCCACGCAUCACUCACCGAGAGCGGAAGUGAUGAACGAAGGAUUAACGUUUUAGAGUGAGCGGGAACAGGUCCAUGAUGUGACGAGUUAUUUGCCAAAAUGUCACGAACAAUGGAAGAGACCCGCCUGCAGGUGAUGAAAUGCAGAGCACAGCCUGGAUGGACAGGGGUCUAUCAGAAUGGAUCAUCUUAUCUACGGCACAGUUUCUUGUAAGCGAACAGGAGAUUCCGGAGGUGAAAUGAUUUAUUUGCCCGAGUUGAGCUUCUGGGGCAAUGUUUCGAGAACAGAGUCAUGCCGGCUUUCGCGGACGGUAACUAAACCAUAAUUUCCAUUAGCGGCGGCAGAUCGAGGUACCCGUAAGAACUAAGCCACCGAAUGCCAACAGGGGUACGAACACAC
Fusarium verticillioides 7600 is the source of this 3089-nucleotide messenger RNA. RefSeq lists its product as hypothetical. The transcript has 6 exons. NCBI's taxonomy places the organism in Eukaryota, Fungi, Ascomycota, Sordariomycetes, Hypocreales, Nectriaceae. Gene Ontology annotation, cellular component: nucleus. Gene Ontology annotation, biological process: DNA-templated transcription; regulation of DNA-templated transcription. The coding region runs from base 105 to 2306 and encodes 733 amino acids. Gene Ontology annotation, molecular function: DNA binding; zinc ion binding; DNA-binding transcription factor activity, RNA polymerase II-specific. The record is from RefSeq and is a predicted model, not a curated record.